Molecule: messenger RNA, 1089 nt
Organism: Plutella xylostella (diamondback moth)
Lineage: Eukaryota; Metazoa; Arthropoda; Insecta; Lepidoptera; Plutellidae
Product: 3-oxoacyl-[acyl-carrier-protein] reductase FabG
Molecular function (GO): oxidoreductase activity
Source: RefSeq, a predicted model, not a curated record
CAAAACUUGUAAACAAGUUGAAAUAUUUUAUUUUUGCACUGUAAUUGUAUUUAUAAAGUGAUAACGAAUUCACACCACACUGUGACCACACCGAUAGUGUGUAAGUGCGAGAUUGUCUUGCCAACCAUUGUACACCGCAUUCAGUUUAUUACAUUUGAACCAUCAGGAUGAACUUCGCCGGAAAAGUGGUUGUAAUAACCGGUGCGAGCUCCGGCAUCGGCGCGGCCACGGCCGUGCUGUUCUCGCGGCUCGGCGCGCGCCUGGCGCUCACCGGCAGAAACUUCGAGAACCUGCAGAAGGUGGGCCGCGACUGCGACCAGAAAACCGCUCCUUUACUCGUGCCCGCUGAUCUUACCAAGGAGGCCGACAUCGAGACCAUCGUCAACAAGACCAUAGACCACUACGGGCAGCUAGACGUGCUCGUCAACAAUGCCGGGAUCAUUGAGACCGGAACUAUCGAGACCACCAGCCUGGCCCAGUACGACCGCCUCAUGAACACCAAUGUGCGUUCCAUCUACUACCUUACCAUGUUAGCUACGCCCCAUCUUCUCAAGACUAAGGGCAACAUUGUUAAUGUCUCCAGCGUCAACGGCAUCAGAUCUUUCCCUGGUGUCCUCGCAUACAACAUCUCUAAAGCAGCUGUUGACCAGCUGACAAGGUGUGUUGCUCUGGAAUUAGCCCCCAAAGGCGUUCGCGUCAACUGUGUGAACCCUGGCGUCAUUCUCACUGAGCUUCAGAAGAGAGGUGGUUUGAAUGAGCAGCAGUAUGCGGCCUUCUUGGAGAGAAGCAAGGAGACUCAUGCCCUCGGGCGGCCGGGGAAGCCUGAAGAAGUUGCCAAUACUAUUGCAUUUUUGGCUAGUGAGAUGGCCAGUAACAUCACAGGAGCUAGUCUGCCAGUAGACGGUGGUCGCCAUGCUAUGUGCCCCCGGUAAAUAAAAGUACAUAACAAUGUUUUCAUAUUAUUAUACUCAAUACUAGUCCUAAGGGUAAAAUCAACCAAUUAUAACUUUUUUAUGUGUUUGGAAAUAUUUACUCUGUUAUUACAUAAGUGCAAAUACUUAAAAAUUAAACCAUUAUUUUGAUUUUAAA